Messenger RNA from Parasteatoda tepidariorum (common house spider), 5519 nucleotides. It is a transcript of the gene Mtl, whose product is annotated as Rac family small GTPase Mtl. Gene Ontology annotation, molecular function: GTPase activity; GTP binding. Gene Ontology annotation, biological process: small GTPase-mediated signal transduction. The record is from RefSeq and is a predicted model, not a curated record. NCBI's taxonomy places the organism in Eukaryota, Metazoa, Arthropoda, Arachnida, Araneae, Theridiidae.
UACAUUUCGCGACUCAAAGUGACAUACACUUCAGUUGCCAAUUUUCCAAACACAAUAUAGAAUGAGUCAUCAUGAAACAGAAGCGACAUUGUUAAUUUUUAAAUAAUAAAAAAUAGCACGAACACUCUUACUUAAAUUGUAUAUUAUUUUGAUUCUUCUUCCUGUUUGAUUACUUUGAAGGAUUAAAAUAACAUUUUGCUUUAUUCGAAAUUUUAUUUCUUGGGUGGUAACUGGAAAAUUUUCGCCGGACGGAAAAUCUUUGUUGGGGUUGGUGUUGUGUGAUCUCUGCUUGACGCUCUGAUAAAAAAUUUAAAAUAAUUUUUUUAAUCAAAAGGUACAUCCAAUAUUUCUGAUGCAGAGGGCUCCAGCAGGUAGUGUCUCCGCCGGAAGACCUAUAAAAUGUGUCGUCGUUGGCGAUGGAACAGUAGGCAAAACAUGUAUGCUUAUAUCAUAUACUACAGACAGUUUCCCUGGUGAAUAUGUGCCUACUGUGUUUGAUAAUUACUCAGCAGCAAUGAUGUGUGAUGGAAUACUUGUUAGUUUAGGCUUAUGGGACACAGCUGGGCAGGAAGAUUACGAUAGAUUAAGGCCUCUAUCCUACCCACAGACUGACGUGUUCCUCAUAUGCUUCAGUGUAGUUAGUCCGUCUUCCUUUGAAAAUGUUACUUCUAAAUGGUAUCCUGAAAUUAAACAUCACUGCCCAGAUGCUCCAAUAAUUUUAGUUGGGACAAAAAUUGAUUUGCGAGAAGAUAAAGAGACAUUGCAACAAUUAGGAGAGCAAAGCUUAUCUCCCAUUAAAAGGGAGCAGGGUCAAAAGUUGGCAUCAAAAAUUAGAGCAGUGAAAUAUCUUGAAUGUUCAGCUCUUACACAAAGAGGCCUUAAACAGGUGUUUGAUGAAGCAGUUAGAGCAGUAUUGCGUCCAGAACCUCAGAAAAGACAACAAAGAAAGUGCAAACUUGUGUAGUUUUACAGUUUUAAACAUUAGAGUGUAAAAAUAUAUAUAAAGUACAACAUAUAAAAUGCAAGAUGGAGUCAUGACAUACUGAAUCAUUUUGAUUGCAUUGUAUACUUUGUAUUUCUGAAAUGUUUUGUAAAUCUUUUGAGGUGGGCUGAAUUUAGUGAUUUUAAAAAAAAAAAAUCUUUGUAAAGAAGUUAUAUCAUUAUUCUUAAAAGUAUUUCAAAAAUAACUAAGUGUUAUUUUAUAAGCAAAUGACAAUUUUUUUGUAUCUUUUGAUUCAUUUUUAAAGUAAAUUGAAACAGUAAGGAAUAAUUGUUACAUUUAGAUUACAGGGAAAAAAUCUAUGUUCAGAAUUUUAGGAUAAAAUAAAAGUGGCCAAAUAUUUCUUUUUAUGUUUAUAUACAUUUCUCACUUUUUUCAGCCCACUUGUUAAGUGAUGUACCAAUUACAUAAAUUUUUAGAAUUUACAUGUCAAUAAACAUGUUUAUUGUCACCAGAAGAGCUUUUGAAAUGCUCUUUUUUUUGUCUGUUAUUUAAGGAAUAAUUUUUCUUUUGCUUUAAACAUAAAACACAUUAUAUGUAGGCUAAGUAAAAAGAAACAUAACGUUUUUAUAAAUUGUUAUGAUUAUUAAAUAUUGUAAAAUAGUUAUUGUAGAUAUUAUUGUAUUAUUUUAAGUACAAUCUAAUAUUAAUUUAAUGACCGAAAACAUUUAAGUUAAUUAUAAAAUCUAGAAUUAUAUGUAAUUGUUCCUAUAAAUAUUAUUCUCAGUUCUUUAUAUGAUUAUUUUUAUGCAGUAUUUUAGUUAUGAUUUUUUUAUGCAGUCAGAAUCACAUCUACUUUUAAAUAUAUUUAAUGGAACACUUGACAAGUAUGCUAAGAACUCUUGAACUGAGGUUAGUAUAAUUUUUAUAUAUAAUUGAAUCGUGUAAUUUUAAGGAAGGUAAACAAGUUUUUCCAUCUUUUAUUUUAUGGUGCAAUCUGUCCUACUUGAAUUGUGCCAUUAAACCAUACAUUCAAUUAAUUGCAUAUACUUUUUGGUACAUCACUUUCAUUUCGUUGUUUUAAGCCAAACCAAAGCUGAAAAAAAAAUUGCUUAGUCAGUAAAGCGUGUUGCAUGUUUCUUGCAGCUAUAUGUAUGUCUUAGUUUUGUCCAAAUUACACCUCAACUUUUUUUGAAAGAUUUUUUGUUUCUUUUUUAAGCUACUUUGUGAAUAUUUGAAGUGCUGUCUCUUUUCUUUUUUGCGUUAAAUUUUUGUAAAAGUAUUUUUUAAGUUAAUGAGAUUUUAAAACAUUUUGAAAUUAUAAUUGAAAUUUUGAGUCUUAAUUUUGUAAUUUAAUAUUAUUUUUUGAAAUCACUUUUAGCCUGUAAACAAGUUUGUCUGUAAAGGAAUGAGAUUUUCUGAUGCAUAUUUUUUUUGUUGUUGCUAAAGUGAGUAAUAUGUUCACUAAAGCUAAAUUUUUUCAGUUUCAAAAUAAUUUUUACAUUCAAUUAAUAUAUUUUUGUUAUAUAUAAGUAUGACUUUAACAUUUCUUUUUGGAUUUAUCCAUUGCCAAAUUUAGUGCUUUUCUUAAAUAUUUUUAAUGUAAAAUUAAAGUGGAUUUAAAUCAUUUUAAGAAAGUGAAUUUAUAUUUCAUAUUUAUUGUAAGGUAUGUUUAUCGGCUUCCUUUUGUAUACCAUUUCUGUCUUUAAUGUGCUAUGUAUGUCAUUGAUAAUUGGGCAUUUACAUUUUUUAUUGUCAAUUUGUUUUUUGUGCAAUUUUUGUUUUCCUAGAUCAGAUGUUGCUUUCUGCCAGUUUUAAUGAUUUUUGUAUUUGGAAUUGCCUUUGAUUUUAAAAUAUUUGCCUUUUAGAAUUAGAUGUUAUGUAAUAGCAGGAGAUAUAAUGAGAAAUUUUUUUAUUUAUUUGCUAUUUAAAGUAAAGUUAUUGAAUUCUGAAUUGUACAUAACUGUUUCCUAUUUAUAGAUUUGACUACUCAAUUAUGUAAAUGUAUCAAUUAUGCACUGUUAACAUUUGUUAAUAUCACAAGUUUACUGGUGCUGUUUGUUGUUAUACAAAAAAAAACUGUCAGUAAUUUAGGAACUAUCUGUUGGUAAUAUUUUUAUUUUUAACACCCCAAAUUUCUAUUACCACUGGCUGCUCAAACCUCAAUUAAUAUAAUAUAGAUAAACAACAAACAAUCAUAAAAUUACUUGUCUAUAUUUAGUAAAAAAUUGUAUUCAGUUUGUGAUGAAAGCCGAAUUAAAUGUAAUUUUUUAAAAAUUAAAUACUGAAAACCUAUGUGCCCUUUAACAUGAAGGGGCAGACACAGAAUUGAGUUCAUAUGAAAAUAGCUUUUCUUUAUUUAUGAGUUGAUCAAGCUAAUUUUAUAAUACGAAUAAUGAACUAAGUGUUGUUUUUAUGAGAUUGUUAUAUUUUUUGUCUAUAAGUUAGAAUAAAAUCCUAUAUAAAUUGCUUUAACCCCUUAACGAUCAGUUAAUUUUCAAGAAAACGGUCAUAAAAGUGUCUAUUUUUUUGGCUUUUGUUAUGAUUUGAUUUGUUAUGUAUGUUUUAUUAUGUAUUUGAUUAGUGCUGCAACUAGUUUAAAAUAAACUAACUAUCUACAAUUACCUUAAAAAUAUCCUGGUACUGCCAUCAGGUGUGUAAAAUGAGAAAUGAAAUGUUUUCUGUGCGAAGGAAAUGAAUUAGUUUUAUUCUCAUUGGCGCGUUACUACUGAACACUCCAGCCCGUCAAAAUUACGGGAGCGAGAAAUAGCGGACGAAAUUUCACCCCGUCAUUUUCACGGGAGCGAGAAGGAAGGGUUUAAACUUUGCAAUUUUUUUUGUUAUGUAUUCAAAACAAUACCGAAUUCUCCUUUUUAAAAACUGCACAGAUUUUCAUAAUUAUAUAUUCUUCAUUUUGUGGCUUUCAUUUGAAUCAAUCAUAAACUGAAUUUUAUUUUAAACACAAAUAAAAUUUUUCAUAGUAAUAGUUAGUAGUAGGCAGAAAUAUUUUUUUAUUUGUUUACCUUUAUUUAACAGUUUUUUUUCCUAUCCUAAAUAACUAAAUUUAAAUAUUUUCCCCCUAAAUUUAUUUCUGGACUGAUUGUUUUUGGGAAAUACAUUAAUUUUUGAUUUUAUGCCUUAAUACUUUUGUUUUAUCAAAAUGCUCAAAACUAUUUUACAAUGUAAUUUUGCCAAUUUAAAUUCUGGAAUAUAAAAUCAAAUAACACAUAUCAAAUCAACUUUAGAAUUUCAAUCAGAUUUCAAAAUUCCUCUGUGAUUGGUGUGUAUGUGUGAUUUAAAUUGAAUAUGUAAAUUGUAUCAAUAGUUAAUCAGCAGUGAAUAAAAAUGAAUUCUUCAAUUGUAGUAGCUCAGUUUGGUUAAAAAGUUAACAAUAACUGUUUUGUUAUUGAAAAGAUUACUGAGUGGAUUUGAUUUACAUAAUUUUUGAAGUAAGGCAGAAGGCAUAUUUUCUCUUUAUUCAUCAGCUAAAUAAAUUUUUUUCUAUUAGUUGUCAGUCUUGAAAUACCAUUAGUGAAUAUGGUUAAAUUAAAUGUUAUUCAGACUAUUGUUCUAUUGUUUAAUAUUUUUGAGGCUAUAAGACUAUGGUUUAGUCAUUUAGAGACCAUUAUGCCAUUGUUUAAUGGCUUAGACUUUAUUAAGAAAAUAUUUUACUUUACACUUAAAUUAACAGCACUACUUUUCUAAUUUUUUUUUGUAAGAUAUGAUGGAAUGUUUUUUUGAAGUAAUAUUAUUAACAACUGUAUCUUUAUCCUGUUUGCUAUCAUAUGCCAUUGAUCUGUUUUUCUAAGAUAAAUAUUUAUUUAUUAGUUUAGAAGAAUUUUAAAAUACCUUGGUUGUUAUUAAUGAAUUGUAUUUAUUUUUUUUUUGCAUUUGUUUGAAAUGAAUUUUGCAUUUGUGUAUAGUUUUGUAUGCAUAUACUGUGCUUUAUUUAGAUAUGAAUUUUUAUAUAGUACCGUACUUUAUCCAUAUAAAUAUUAUAACUGAAAGUUAUUAUGUCACAUAAAAAUAUGAUUGGCAUUAUUUAUAAAACCUUUUUGGUUGAAGUCAGUAAAAGCUAUAACUGUUAGCUCAAUUUCUAGGAUCUGCAUUUCAUGUUACUGUUUUCCUUAUGAAGAUUUGUCUUCUUUUAUUUCUUAUAAAUGACACAAGUUUUGAAGUAAUAUCAGAUUUUCAUUCAGAGUUUUUUUUUUUUUAAAAAAAAGUAAACUAAAUUGUCUUUACGGCACUGUUUGAAGAAACUGAAUUUUCUUUAAGAUCUGUUAUUUAAAUGCUUUUACAUAGAGUUAAACAGUUACGUGUGUAUCAUUGUUCCUUUAUUUAUAGUAUAUUCUAAGUCUCCAUAUUCGUUGUUUCUAAAAACUGUAUUGUAUGUGAAGCAGUCAUGUAUAGUAGAUAGCAAAUUUGAUAACUUAUUUUUGGUAUUUUAAACUUUGUACCUAUCUAAUCUGCUGCGAGCAUUAAUUGUUGAUUUUAACUGACUUAAUAUUUUACAAGAACUUGCCUAGUCACACUAAAAUUCAAUGUUUAUUGGUAAUUAAAUAAACUUAUAUGAUCUUUU